This is a messenger RNA of Rana temporaria (common frog), 1941 nucleotides long. RefSeq names its product spermidine synthase (gene SRM). Gene Ontology annotation, cellular component: cytosol. Gene Ontology annotation, biological process: spermidine biosynthetic process. Lineage: Eukaryota; Metazoa; Chordata; Amphibia; Anura; Ranidae. The transcript is spliced from 8 exons. Gene Ontology annotation, molecular function: spermidine synthase activity. The coding region runs from base 63 to 935 and encodes 290 amino acids. The record is from RefSeq and is a predicted model, not a curated record.
CCGUCUGAUUGGCUGCCCCGGGCACAUGUUAGUGUGCGGUGCGCUGCUGCGGGCAGAAGAGAAUGGAGGUGCCGGUGCGGGAUGGCUGGUUUCGGGAGACGUGCAGCCUGUGGCCCGGGCAGGCCAUGUCCCUGCAGGUGGAGGAGGUGCUGCACCACAGCAAGAGCCCCUUCCAGGAGAUCCUGGUGUUCAAGAGUAAGACUUACGGGAAUGUGCUGGUUCUGGACGGAUUAAUUCAAUGCACGGAGAGAGACGAGUUUUCCUACCAAGAGAUGAUCGCCAACCUCCCUCUCUGCAGUCACCCGAAUCCACGCAAGGUCCUCAUCAUCGGAGGAGGGGACGGCGGAGUCCUGCGUGAGGUGGUGAAACAUCCGUGUGUGGAAACGGUCGUACAGUGCGAGAUUGACGAGGAAGUCAUUAAUGUCUCCAAGAAGUUCCUCCCAGGGAUGGCGGUGGGGUACUCCAGUCCAAAGCUCAAGCUACACGUGGGUGAUGGCUUCCAGUUCAUGAAACAGAAUCAAGAUGCUUUUGAUGUCAUCAUCACAGACUCCUCCGACCCUGUAGGUCCUGCCGAGAGUCUCUUCAAAGAGUCUUAUUACCAACUGAUGAAGACGGCGCUGAGAGACGGCGGGAUCCUCUGCUGUCAAGGUGAAUGUCAGUGGCUGCACCUGGACCUCAUUAAGGACAUGCACAAGUUCUGCAAAUCUCUCUUCCCGAUAGUAGAAUAUGCUUACUGCACCAUCCCAACCUACCCCAGCGGCCAGAUCGGCUUCAUGCUGUGCAGCAAAAACCCCAAUACAAGUUUCCGGGAGCCGGUCCGGCAAUUGUCUCAGGAGCAAGUUGAUGAAAUGAACCUGCGAUACUAUAACUCCAGUAUUCAUCGAGCGUCCUUCGUUCUCCCAGAGUUUGCACGAAAAGCACUCAGCGAUGUGUGAUGUUCCCAGCAAGGCUGGCGCUUGUCUCUUCAGAGGCUCCGGACCUUUUAAUGGGAGAGAAGGCCAGGCGUCCCGUGAGGAUGGGGGAGAGAGCUGGACCUUCCCUCUCCAGGAUGAUCGUUCUGUACCAGUGCUGGCAACUGUGACCGGUGAACACGUCUCUCUUCUCAGGCCUACAAUCUAUGGGUACAACACAUUACAUUCAAUGCACGCAACUUAUAUGCUUCUGUUAACCCUUUCUGCCGCAGGAAACUGACAAGUCAACUGCAUCCAGAACUGUUAAAGCCGUGUUUCCCCCCCCCCCAACCUGUCUCCGAGGCCUGUGUAACGUUUUACAAAUGGACUUUUCCACGGGUGAAGUUUUUAGGGUCUUGAAUAUUUGAAUGAUGGGUUCUGGAAAUGGGACCGAUCUACUUCACGCUGUUAUUUCCAUUGCAGGUGGAAACGCCUGCUGGUCUUUUAUAGUGUUUGGGAACUCUUUGCAUGCUGCUAAUCUCCCUAGCCACCUGUUGAGUCCCCUUGUAGGGUGUGACUCUCGCCAGUAGAGGGCGGUAUGGCUGAGAGCUCCAUCCUUGCUGCUAGAGUCCCCAAAGAUUAUAAGAAGUUGGCACAUACCUCAAAAAAAAAACUUUUUCUUAAAAUUGCUUCAGGUGGAGUGACCCCCGUACACAGAAGCCAUCGGAUUUCCUUGUUCAAAACACCAGUCAUUGCCAGCAUCAUCUGUAUCCUGUAUAUGUUACAUAUAUCUAUAUAUUUAAUACCAGGUCACUGACCCACAAGCUGCUAAUCCCCCACCUUUUUGUUGCUGGUAUUUUGGGUAAGACAGGUGGGUCUGCGUAGUCAUCCCCCCCCCCCCCACCACCACCAACAAUGGUUCUUACCUAGUUGCUUUGCCAUGUGAAGGCCAGUUGACUGGAGUUUAGGGAUAUAGGGGGUGGUAGACGUUUGGGCUAAAAUGCUGUAAUCACUGGAUAUUAUCUGUCAAUAAACGAAACAUUAAAGCCGU